AUGCCGUGCGGGACACCACAUCCAGAAGUGAGGAGCUCUAUCAUUUCAGACAACCCCGAGUACAACACCACUGUUGGAUUAAGUUUCCGGCGGACAGAGGACGGCAGACGGCUUUCUCCCCGCUCUCAACUCAAUACACUCGCAGGCCGGCUACUUGAUCCUUCCCACGAUUAUCAAAUCCCUGGAGAAGCUCCCCAUCAAACGGCUCUCAAUAUUCAUCGCAAGCCAUCACCUUAUCCACGGAUGGGUGAACAAUGUCAAGAACCCACACGUGCGCGACCAGACCGCGAUGCCAUACCAAAAAUAGCCCUUCGACAUGAGAAACGUUCAGUCGCACAAUCUACCGUGGACGAGAACACCAGUAAAGCACAUGGAACAGAUCGCGACCAGUCAGGACCGAUUAUCAAUGAUGACGGAAAACAGUCUCUGCGACCACCGAGGACAGAACUCUCACAAUUGCUGAGCAUGACCCGUGGUAGCUCAAUUAACGGCACAUCCCAUAUUCGUGCAAAAGCCCAAGGACCGCUAUCAGCAGAUACUGCAUGUAAUACAUGCAAGGUUUCCGGUUCAUACAAUCCACGAUCACCUUGCUCUGGCCCUAGCCACUUCUGCAAUCGCUGCCAUCGCUUCGUAGGGUCCGCGAUAAUGACUGUUUCGUCCAAGCCCAGCCAGAAGCAACAUCCAGUUCUUCAUCAAAGGGAACCUCCACCCACGCUCUCUAAAUGUCCGACCAUUCAUCGAUGCAAAACCUGCCAGACGAUACCACCAGACAUCUACGAUGAAUACCAGCGCUUCUUCCCUCUCUGCAUUGUAUGCAAGCAAAUGACGGACAUCACCCGGAACGAUAUCGUUGACCAUGGGGGAGAAGUUCCUCCACUCGUGGACGGCCAGGGGAAGCAGAUACUGGGAGCUAGCAAAGAGCUUCACAACUGGUGCUCACGCGUCUUCCAGGCCGCGCAUGACCUCAACCGUGUGGACUCCAAGAUCUCGCAGGUCCAUCGCUUGCCUCUCGCGAGGGAAACAGCCAUCAACAAGAGCAACUCUGGCGUCAAAAGGGAUCUACCUCCUCAGUCCGGAUCGAAGCCGUCUUCCAACAUCAUCACCAAAGACGCCAGCCCCUCACCAAACCAAUUCGUCCCCCAUCCUGCACCACCACCACCACCACCACCACCACCACGGCCACGGUCCCAAUCCCUCAGCCAAACAAGCAGCACCUUCCCCCACGGCGACUCGCCCUCAGAAUCAUCCCAACCGCCAACAAGCAGCCAGACCUCCCUCCGUUCCCGCGCCAGCGACGACACACUCAUGCAGUACCCCACCCCCAUAAUGGCCCUCCUAGGCGUGCCCGCGCCCAACGUUCGCCCGCAGCCACUGCCGAUUCCCUAUAAUGCGAGGUUAGCAGAGGUCCGCGUCAGGCAGCCUAAACUUGUCGUCGGCGGGCGGCGUACUUGA
Aaosphaeria arxii CBS 175.79 is the source of this 1452-nucleotide messenger RNA. RefSeq lists its product as uncharacterized. The transcript has a single exon. The record is from RefSeq and is a predicted model, not a curated record. NCBI's taxonomy places the organism in Eukaryota, Fungi, Ascomycota, Dothideomycetes, Pleosporales. The coding region runs from base 1 to 1452 and encodes 483 amino acids.